Molecule: messenger RNA, 2906 nt
Organism: Ochlerotatus camptorhynchus
Lineage: Eukaryota; Metazoa; Arthropoda; Insecta; Diptera; Culicidae
Gene: Hyccin
Product: hyccin
Exons: 7
Coding region: 479-2743 (754 amino acids)
Biological process (GO): phosphatidylinositol phosphate biosynthetic process; protein localization to plasma membrane
Cellular component (GO): plasma membrane
Source: RefSeq, a predicted model, not a curated record
UCAGCAAAACUCGAAGAUUCGUCGUCGUCGUCAGUUUGUUCUUCAGUACGAGUCCGUAAUGGAAAAAUUCGUCGUCGAUGAGCAAAUAAAAGCCAACUAGUUUUCCGUGAAAAAUUGAACAGUGCAGAAACGGGAAACAACAGUGUAAUCAGUGAACCGAAAGAGUGAAAAUCCUGAACCGUCCCAUUGUGGAUUAGUUGGUGAUCGCCCGGAGAAAGUCCGAAAAAGAAAGGCACAUUGUAAAAUGUAAACAGCACCCCGAUAUCGACCGUCAACAAUCACGGAAACCAACACGGUGACGACACUGGACACUUAUCGACAUACACAUUUAUGUUGCAUCCCCGAGGCCAGGCAUAUCAAAUUAUAGCGAAACAGUGGUGAAAGAUCUCUCAUAUUCCUCAAACUGCAGUCAGUCAUCGAAUCCGUCGGAUGAUUUGAGUUCCGGGAGAUAUCGCCGUUUGAAGGAGAGUUCGGAAGAAUGGCCGAGGCAAUCAUCACCGAUUGGAUCUCGGACUACAAUUCGCUGCAGGAGUCCGAACUGCGAACCUUUAUCGCCACGCAUGAGAACGAUUUCGAAAUCUCCAAAGCCCUCUAUACCAUCCUGAACGAACGUGCCAAGUAUAAAGAUCUCAUCUACCCGGUUUGCAAUCAGCUGUGCGAUUUCUAUCGCUCGAACGAAGUCGAGCUGAGGCGAUUUACGCUGCAGUUUGUGCCGAUACUGAUCUAUCUGUAUCUGAACUCGGUGGCUUUGGGCGACAAGAAGGGCUGCCGGUCGAUCGAAACGCUGCUGAUUUGCAUCUACAACAUCGAAGUCAGCUCGGACGAUGGCAAUCCGAAGGUGGUCUCGUUCCGGAUGCCGGUACUGGCACAGGCGUCCAUCUACCAUGAGGAAAAAACCCUGCACCCCAGUGACCUGCGCCGCUGGGAGGAGAAUAGCAACAAGGAAAUCAGCUGGGGUCCGCUUCCGUCGAUCGAAUCCAUCAACGCGCAGAACCGACUGAAGGUGAUGACCGCGCUGCUGUUCACCUACAACCAGCAGCUGAAUCAGAUCCACAAACCCGCCCUGUACCACCUGUGCAGGACCACCUCGCUGUUGGUCAACCAAGGCUUCCCGAAGGUCGGUCACAUGCACCGUCCGUCCUACGGUACCGAUCCGACGUCACCGCAGUCGGCGGGCAAUUCGCCGAAUCAAUCCUCGCUUUCCAGCGUGCAGAAGCCGAUUCCCCGGAUAGCGGUUAGUUCGCAGUUUCUGGUCGAACUCGCGCACGCCAACUACUUUGCCAUGUUCAACGAAUUCGCUUCGGCGGCCAUCGAGGCGGUGAACGAUUUACACAACCGGGCCUGUUACGAGAUGCUACCGGAGGUGAUAUUAGUAACGAAUGCAAUCCGGAAUUCGCUUCAUGCGAAUCCUUCUGGUCAACCGAGCGACGGUCCGAUGGGUAUCAGUGUGGCACUAACUCCGGCAACCGCCACGGUGACGGUAUCGAAGUCGAUGAUCACCAACGCUUCGUUCCGAACGAAGAAGCUUCCAGACGAUCUGGAAGUAGAGUUUGUCAAUAGUCUCCAGUCGACGCAGCAGGAGAUGAUGACCAAGCUGGCGGUAAUCGAAUCGGACGGUCAGGUAGUGGGCACGAACGGUGGACCCAGCGUCAACGGAGUCGUCGACGAAGCCAACGACCCAAAGCCGGAACCGAAGAAGAAGGAAUCCCGCAAGUGGAAGAACUGGGGCUGGAAGACUAACAUGAACACCACACCGAAGCAGACCAGCAUCGAGGAGGAGGGUGAUUCUCCGAAAAAGUCCGCCUCAUCGAAGCAUUCUAGCCCGGCAGAAUCGCCCAAGCACAAGAUAAUGGGCGCGAAAGCGGAAGACUUCAACGACAUAUCGCCGGCAUCGCUGAGGCGGAAGAAGUUCCUCACCAGCAAGAACCAGUCGCCGGUUAAUCGAUCGGAAGCGCGGGCCAGUGCCGGGGCUCGGCUGUACGAGGAACUGGACAGUUUGCAAGACUCGGACGACGAACUGCAGGCUUUGAUCAUCAAUGGACGCCCCGCAACGAUACAUCUCAUCCAACCGUCUACGAUACCGGACGAUAUCCCCAUCCAAGGCCCCAGGGAGGAGAACGGCCAGCUCAGCAGUAUUAACGAGGAAAGUGAAAGCGGAGAUGGACCGAAGGCAUCCCAGGGGGCCGGUCCCGGCAAGGUGAAAGACUCCAAAACUCACAAGGUGCUCGUGGGCUUUAUGAAGCUGAAAGAAAAGGACAAAGACAAGGAUGACGGCAGUGGGGGUGCCAAGAAAUCCUCCGCGGCCAAAGAGAAGCUGGUCGGUAAGCAAUCGCUGCAGAUGCAAGCUCCAGGCAGUGCAGAGCUCAUCGAAGCGGAACGGGCUAGCCCGCAGACGGUGGCCAAGCGGAAGAGCAGUAGUAUUGAUAUUAUCAGUAUGCCAACGGGUGUCGUGAUGGGGGGUAGUGAGCAGCUGAUCGGGGUGAAGCAAUUGGCUCCGCUGUCCAACGGAGGCGUGAUGCUGGGAGGCGAUGACAAAGGAGGUGUUGUUGGUGGCGGUAUGGAUAGUUUGAACGUGCUGGUGGAUCGAAAUGGAGGAACGAACCCGCUGGAGGUCGGUGAGUCGUUCGAUUCGGGCAACGAGAUGAGCCUCAACAAUAAUAACAACAUCAACAAUAACAACAACUCGGAAAAAUCAGUGCUGGACAUGAAGACGCACGGCAGUAUACAAGUUAGUCAAGUUUAAGAUUCAGCUGAUGAUGAAAUGUGUUAUAGAGCUAGCUUUAACGUAUUUAACUUUUUGUUGUUAUUCUUUUUUUGUAUGGUACAUUGCGGUAUUAGGUUGGUGUAUGUUCGCUAGUAAGAGUAAUAAGUUGUUUUUUGUUAAAAGAAAAUCCUUCUCACAACGA